Molecule: messenger RNA, 441 nt
Organism: Prorocentrum cordatum
Lineage: Eukaryota; Dinophyceae; Prorocentrales; Prorocentraceae
Source: the annotation of a GenBank genome assembly
AUGGGCCCUGACAACAUGCCCGUCCGCGCGAUCUACGGAAUGCUGGCGGGGCCGAGGCAAAUUGUUGGCCGCGCAGAUCAAACAGUUAUGCUGAUGACCCUCAGGCAUCGCCCGUGGCUGUCCCACAUCGUCUCGGACCUGGAGUCGCUGGUCAACGAGGGCAAUGCGUGGGACGACAGCCUGGCCAGCUCUUCAAACGAGUACGCUGACAUCUGGCGCGCGACCUUCGCUGCAGCAAGGCCCUGUCCACCAGGCUUCUCGCGGUGCCCUGCCCAUCGUGAUAUCCAGCAUGUCUUGGACGACCAGGUCGCCGCCGACUUCUACGGCAAUGCGUUGGCCGAUUUCUUUGCAAACAUCGGGGCUCGUGAACACGUACUUCCAAGAGCUGUGCAUGACGCGUUCGCUGCCAGUCUCUCGGAUGCUCGCCUCGAGGGUAAAUGA